Pipistrellus kuhlii (Kuhl's pipistrelle) is the source of this 7817-nucleotide messenger RNA. RefSeq names its product homeodomain interacting protein kinase 1 (gene HIPK1). Lineage: Eukaryota; Metazoa; Chordata; Mammalia; Chiroptera; Vespertilionidae. The record is from RefSeq and is a predicted model, not a curated record. Gene Ontology annotation, molecular function: ATP binding; protein serine/threonine kinase activity; protein tyrosine kinase activity. The transcript has 16 exons. The coding region runs from base 164 to 3787 and encodes 1207 amino acids. Gene Ontology annotation, biological process: smoothened signaling pathway; peptidyl-serine phosphorylation; intrinsic apoptotic signaling pathway in response to DNA damage by p53 class mediator. Gene Ontology annotation, cellular component: nucleus; cytoplasm; PML body.
GGGACGGGCGCGGGGCCGGCGCCGGGGGGCGGGGGCCGGGGCCCGGGCCGGCGCGCGCGGGGGGUAUGAUGACCCGGCGGCGGGGCCCGGGAUCCUGUCUCCUCCGCCGCCGCCUCCUCACGGCAGCCCCGGCUCGCGGCUGAGAACCACACACACCGGCGGUAUGGCCUCACAGCUGCACUUCUCCCCCCCAUCAGUGUCGUCGAGUGGCUUCUGCAGCGCCAAGAAGCUGAAGAUAGAGCCCUCCGGCUGGGAUGUGUCUGGCCAGAGCAGCAGCGACAAAUACUACCCUCACAGCAAGCCGCUCCCGGCCGCCCCAGGGCCGGCCAGCUCCUCUCACCAGGUAGCCAGCUUCAGCAUCCCCGCCUAUGACCAGGGCCUCCUCCUCCCAGCGCCCGCCGCGGAGCACAUCGUGGUCACGGCCGCCGACAGCUCGGCCAGCGCGGCCCCGGCCACCUUCCAGAGCAGCCGGAGCCGGCCGCACCGGAGCGCCGUGUCCCUGCUGGAGCCCUUCCAGAAAUGCGGCCUGAAGCGUAAGAGUGAGGAGGUGGACGGCGGCGGCAGCGUGCAGAUCAUCGAGGAGCACCCCCCGCUCAUGCUGCAGAGCAGGACCGCGGUGGGUGCCGCUGCCACGACCACCACCGUCACCACCAAGAGCAGCAGCGCCAGCGGGGAGGGCGACUACCAGCUGGUCCAGCACGAGAUCCUGUGCUCCAUGACCAACAGCUACGAGGUCCUGGAGUUCCUGGGCCGGGGCACGUUCGGGCAGGUGGCCAAGUGCUGGAAGCGGAGCACCAAGGAGAUCGUGGCCAUCAAGAUCCUGAAGAACCACCCCUCCUACGCCAGGCAGGGCCAGAUCGAAGUGAGCAUCCUCUCCCGCCUGAGCAGCGAGAAUGCCGACGAGUACAACUUUGUCCGCUCCUACGAGUGCUUCCAGCACAAGAACCACACCUGCCUGGUGUUCGAGAUGCUGGAGCAGAACCUGUACGAUUUCCUGAAGCAGAACAAGUUCAGCCCGCUGCCGCUCAAGUACAUCCGGCCCAUCCUGCAGCAGGUGGCCACGGCCCUCAUGAAGCUCAAGAGCCUCGGUCUGAUCCACGCCGACCUGAAGCCCGAGAACAUAAUGCUGGUCGACCCGGUGCGCCAGCCCUACCGAGUGAAGGUCAUUGACUUUGGCUCCGCUAGUCACGUGUCCAAGGCCGUGUGCUCCACCUACCUACAGUCACGCUACUACAGAGCCCCUGAAAUUAUUCUCGGAUUGCCGUUUUGUGAAGCCAUUGACAUGUGGUCGCUGGGCUGUGUGAUAGCUGAGCUGUUCCUGGGUUGGCCUCUCUAUCCUGGUGCUUCGGAAUACGACCAGAUUCGUUACAUUUCGCAAACACAAGGCCUGCCUGCUGAAUAUCUUCUCAGUGCCGGGACCAAAACCACCAGGUUUUUCAACAGAGAUCCUAACUUGGGGUACCCACUGUGGAGGCUUAAGACUCCUGAAGAACAUGAAUUGGAAACUGGAAUCAAAUCAAAAGAAGCUCGAAAGUACAUUUUUAAUUGUUUAGAUGACAUGGCGCAGGUGAACAUGUCCACAGACUUAGAAGGAACAGACAUGUUGGCAGAGAAGGCGGAUCGCAGAGAAUACAUUGACCUGUUAAAAAAAAUGCUAACAAUUGAUGCAGAUAAGAGAAUUACUCCUCUGAAAACGCUUAACCAUCAGUUUGUAACCAUGACUCACCUUCUGGACUUUCCACAUAGCAAUCAUGUUAAGUCUUGUUUUCAGAACAUGGAGAUCUGCAAGCGGAGGGCUCACAUGUAUGAUACAGUGAGUCAGAUCAAGAGUCCCUUCACGACGCACGUGGCCCCAAAUACAAGCACAAACCUGACCAUGAGCUUCAGCAACCAGCUCAACACCGUGCACAAUCAGGCCAGUGUUCUAGCUUCCAGCUCCACGGCAGCAGCUGCUACUCUGUCUCUGGCUAACUCGGAUGUCUCCCUGCUGAACUACCAGUCGGCUCUGUACCCGUCGUCUGCAGCCCCGGUGCCUGGCGUGGCCCAGCAGGGCGUCUCCCUGCAGCCCGGAACCACGCAGAUCUGCACGCAGACAGACCCCUUCCAGCAGACCUUCAUAGUCUGUCCGCCCGCUUUCCAGACUGGACUUCAGGCCACGACGAAGCACUCUGGGUUCCCUGUGAGGAUGGAUAACGCCGUGCCCAUCGUCCCCCAGGCGCCGGCGGCCCAGCCGCUGCAGAUCCCGUCGGGCGUGCUCACGCAGGGAAGCUGUACGCCACUAAUGGUAGCAACUCUCCACCCUCAAGUAGCCGCCAUCGCGCCGCAGUACGCGGUGCCCUUUACCCUGAGCUGCGCAGCCGGCCGGCCGGCGCUGGUGGAACAGACCGCUGUACUGCAGGCUUGGCCCGGAGGCACCCAGCAGAUUCUCCUGCCCUCCACGUGGCAGCAGCUGCCCGGGGUGGCGCUGCACAACUCUGUCCAGCCUGCGGCCGUGAUCCCGGAGGCCAUGGGCGGGGGCCAGCAGCUCGCAGACUGGAGGAGUGCCCACUCGCAUGGCAGCCAGUACAGCACCGUCAUGCCGCCGUCCUUGCUCACCAGCCACGUGACGCUGGCCACCGCGCAGCCCCUGAACGUUGGCGUUGCCCACGUCGUCAGACAGCAGCAGUCCAGCUCCCUGCCUUCGAAGAAGAACAAGCCGUCGGCUCCCAGCUCCUCGAAGUCUUCUCUGGAUGUACCGCCUUCUCAAGUCUAUUCCCUGGUGGGGAGCAGUCCCCUCCGGACCACGUCUUCCUAUAAUGCCCUUGUCCCCGCCCAAGAUCAGCAUCAGCCAAUCAUCAUUCCAGACACUCCCAGCCCUCCCGUGAGUGUCAUCACCAUCCGCAGCGACACCGACGAGGAGGAGGACAGCAAAUACAAGCCCACUAGCUCUGGGCUGAAGGCACGGUCCAAUGUCAUCAGCUACGUCACUGUCAACGACUCUCCCGACUCCGACUCUUCCCUGAGCAGCCCGUAUUCCACCGAGAACCUGAGCGCUCUCCGGGGCAACAGCGGGCCCCUCGUGGAGGGGCAGGGCAGAGGCGUGGGCGACGGCCCUGGCACCCGCACCAUCAUUGUGCCUCCGCUGAAGACUCAGCUUGGUGACUGCACGGUAGCAACCCAGGCCCCGGGUCUCCUGAGCACCAAGACCAAGCCCGUGGCCUCGGUGAGUGGGCAGUCCUCCGGAUGCUGUAUCACCCCCACGGGGUACCGAGCGCAGCGCGGGGGCACCAGCGCGGCACAGCCACUCAACCUCAGCCAGAACCAGCAGUCAUCGUCCGCUCCAACCUCGCAGGAGAGAAGCAGCAACCCUGCCCCCCGCAGACAGCAGGCGUUUGUGGCCCCGCUCUCCCAAGCCCCCUACACCUUCCAGCAUGGCAGCCCGAUACACUCGACGGGGCACGCACACCUGGCCCCCGCCCCUGCUCACUUGCCAAGCCAGCCUCACCUGUUCACGUACGCUGCCCCCACCUCCACCGCUGCGCUGGGCUCCACCAGCUCCAUCGCUCACCUCUUCUCCCCCCAGGGCUCCUCCAGGCAUGCCGCCGCCUACGCCACCCACCCCAGCACCCUGGUGCACCAGGUCCCUGUGAGCGUGGGGCCCAGCCUCCUCACCUCUGCCAGCGUGGCCCCUGCUCAGUACCAGCACCAGUUUGCCACCCAGUCCUACAUUGGCUCGUCCCGAGGCUCAACAAUUUACACCGGAUACCCACUGAGUCCAACCAAGAUCAGCCAGUACUCCUACUUGUAGGUGGUGAGCGUGAGGGAGGAGGGCCGUGGCCGCCCGCUCUGGCCCCCAGCUCUGCAGGACGGGCUGUGCUCAGCUCCUCCCCUGCCCUCCCGAAGCUCCCCGGCCAGCCCCUCGCUCUGUAGGGCCCGCUGGCAUGACAGAAGGUUUUUCUCUGGGGACCCUGGCCCAGUGUUGACAGCAUUGUAGUCUCCCAAGUCCGCCUGUUUUUAAUUCCUUGUUUUUGUGCCAUCAGUCUGCUGUUUAGAAGAGUCAGACGCCCAUCUUCCGCAGUGACCAUGGGGAGAGGUCAUUCUGAAGUCACCCUUUGGAAAAUGUUUUCUCUCGGACUUUGUUUCUAUUACAUGCUUUUAAAACAAGUGUUGCCCCUCUUUAUUUAACUUUGUUUUAUUGUAGUUACUGGCCAGAGGGAAAAUGCCAAUAGAAGGACUUGGAGUUUGUUAGUGAGAAAAAGAAAAAAGAAAUCAUUGCUUUGUGCUUGUUGAAAACCAAGACCUAAUUUGCCGAUUUUAAGAGUCGCUCUCACAAGUACCUGUUUUCCCAUCAGGCACUUCUCCUCAGAAUUUUACUGUGUCUGUGAGAUAUUUAAACCUACAGUGUUGUAGUUUUGUUUCCAUGUCACAUUGUACUUAACGGGCAAUUGUUAUUUCUGCAUAACUGGUUGUGCACUGCUCUGGAUUACUGAUGGGAGUCUCUCAGAGCUCUGUGUUCAAAAGGCUGCUCACCGUGCGGUAACAGCGCGAGAACCCAUGCCUGCCAUGAAGACACAACGCCCCAGGGGUUCUUAAACGGAGCACCGUGCAUUAUUUUGAAAUUAUUUUUUAAAAUGUCCUCUGAUUCAGCUCACAUUGUAUUAUGGAAAAGCCAUUGAGGUGGUUGCUAUUGUGUGGUGGUGGUGGUUUUAUUAUAUGCAAAAGCUCUUUGUAGUAUGCGCUACUGGCAUUGAUGAGCUUCGCCUAAAGAGUAGUAUUUUCAAUAAUCCACCUCUCCCUCUCCUCCCCUCACCUCUUCCUUCUGUUCUCUGUGAUUGAUUUGGGGAGAAAGGGAAAGAAUCUGAGACCCAAUGAGAACAUUGUGUAUAGCUUUUAUACUUUAGACUAGCUUCCUUUGUAUGCCAGCAGCAGACUGAAUGCUCUCUUAUUAAGACUUAUACAAUAAGUGCAUGUAGGAAUUGCAACAAAAAAAAGUAUUUUAAAAAUUUAUUACUGAAUUUAAAAAUAUUUUAGAAGUUUUGUAAUGGUGGUGUUUUAAUAUUUUGCAUAAUUAAAUAUGUACAUAUUGAUUAGAAAAAUAUAAUAAGCAAUUUUUCCUGCUCUCCCAAGAUGUUAUUUGUAAUCAAAUGUGUAGUGAUUACACUUGAAUUGUGUAUUUCGUGUGUACCCGAUCCUCCAGUGUUACCGGGAGAUGGCAUUGGUGUCUCCACUGUAUUUAAACCAAAUGAACUGAUCCUUGUCGGAAUGUGUGUGAACUAACUGCCAUUCUGUUAGAGCCUAUCACUGUAGUGCUGAGAGCGCAGGGCGUAGCCUGCCGGAGAGGAGACCUUGGGAUUGUUUUUGCACAGGUGUGUCUGGUGAGGACUUGUUCCGUGUGUGUCUCUCCCCGCCCCCGCCCCAUUGUAGUGCCUUAUAUGAUGAUGUAGUGGUUCUAGAGUUUACAGGGAGCUGCCUUAGGAUGGACCAGCAGGCCCCGGGGACCUGAGCUGUUCGCUGGGUUCAUCGGAACAGGACUAGUGGCUGUGCCAUGGACACGCGUUUCCUCAGUUUCUCUGCCGACACGGAAACCUCCCAAUAGCAGCUUUCCUCCUCUGCCCCCUGCCCCCGCCGGGCCCGGCCUCCUCUCACAGAAGCUCGUCCCCGCGCGGCUCCCCCUGUGUGGCCACCUGCUCCUGGGAGCAGUCAGCAAGCAGGUGAGAGGAGUCAGCCAGUAUUUAAUAUGCAUUGCUGCUUCUUUCCAAAAAGGAUGUGCAGUCACUUUGAGAAUGAGACCCCCACCCGCUUCCCCAUAUGGCAGUCCUUCCUGCAGAUAGCUGACAUUCCUAGAAAAAUAUUUGCUUGUUGAGAAAAACAUGUAACAGAUGUGUUUAUACCAAAGAGCCUGUUGUGUCGCUCACCCUGUCCCCAUACUAGAAGAGUCUCGUGGUGCCGCUGGUGGCAGCGAAGAGCAUUAGGAAAGCACCAAAGCCACUGGGCUUUCGAGGUUCCUUUUUGCCAACUUGUAUGUUCUCGGGGCCCUGCCAGCUGUGCCACUGCCCUUGUCCUCCAGCUCCCACACGGAUCGGGGUCAGUGGAGGGUACUGAGGAUGUUCCUGCCCAUGAGGAUUCUGGGGAAGAAGGCAGCCCUAAGGCACAGAAGUGUGCCAUCUGAAUGGAACGUGACAGUGGAGGGGCCCGUCCAGGACGUUCUUCGUGCAGAUGGCGUAGGGAGGUGCAGGGUGGAGAUGGGGGUUUCGUGGAGCCCGGGCAGCCAGCCCUGCUCGGGUCGAACACCGAGGAGCUGUCAGGUAUUGGAGCUUCUUCUUUGUGAGGAGUCUGGGCUUCCGGGAGGAGCGGUCAGGGCAGCCUGCCAGGAGGGAAGGUGUUGGCGCUUUCUGUGUGUGUGCAUUCUCGCGAGUUGUGUGCUCAGCACGCUGCUGGUCAGGAUACCCAAGCAGCGAGUAUCGCUUGUCACUAGUGCGUUAAGUGUUCUGGUCAAGUGUUCUGGUCGGCGUGUGUGGUCUGUGUCUCCUUUGUGCCAAGCCCAUUCGGAGUUUCUUGCUUCGAAGGCAGAGCUAGUUUCUAAUGGAAACUCUGUGUUCCUUUUCUUUACAAGGGAUAGGAAUUGUUUUUGUAAGAAACCAGAUACAGGAAAAACCACCACAGAACACUCCGCUCCUGCCCCCAGUCCCGAAGGUAGAGACCGUUUCAAGAUGCGGGAAAAGAUGACGCUGAGAUUUGUACUGUUACCUUCAUCACCUUACUAGCACUGUGCAGCUUUAGGGAUUUUAGAGCUUUUCAGCCAGUCUAUCAAUUGGCAUUUCAGACUCGCCAGGUAAACCCCUCCCCACCCCACCCCCGUGUGGCUUUCCAUCCUGGCCCUGCGGCCUGAGCAGCUGGCUUGCAUCCGAGUGGCCUGGCCUCUGACCAGGCUAAGGCUUUGGCCCCCUCUGGAGUGCACUUCCGGCUUCUCUCCUUCCGGGUGAGAGCAGUGGGGAAGGGUUAGUUAAAUGCAGCCACUCUAGGCUCCUCAGGACACUGAUCACUCUACUUAAUAGCUCCCAGGGGUGAUCCUGUGUUCCGUGCUCAGCUCCCAGCCCCAGGAGUAAGCACUCCACAUCAGACGGUCUGCCAGCCUGAGGGCCCGCAGCCAGGCAAGCACAUCCGGGGCUUUUUAGUCAGCAUUAUUAUGCAAAAACCUACCGGUUAGGGGGUUCCUUUUAAAUUAGGAGAUGAAGUUGCCUCCCAGUGACAGGAAUGGCCCACGCCUGCUUCCUAUUUUGAUUUUGUUUUUAACUGAUGGAUGGUGCAGCAUGUCUUCAUGGUUGUUUGUUGCAAAACUUUAUAUAAUGUGUGGUUUUGAUUCCGCUUGAAGAAUAAUCUCACUACAUGUAGCAGUACAUUCUGUGUGCAUUCUAUGUAAUGUUAGUAUUUCUGCUUCGAACCCUUGAUAUUGCAAUGGAAUUCCAACUUUAUUCGGUGUAUGUGAUCUGCUAGCUAUUGUGUGCGAUUUAAACUUUCGUUGCUUCCUCUCUUUUCUGGUUGUGCUCUCCCCUGGACAACGAGCCUCUAGAAGCAGUUUCUGAGAAUUACUGAGCUAUGUUUGUAAUGCAGAUGUACUUAGGAGUAUGUAAAAUAAUCAUUUUAACAAAAUAAAUAGAUAUUUAAAAUUUAAUACUAACUACGGGAAAAGGGUCCAUUGUGUAAAACAUAGUUUAUCUUUGGAUUCAAUGUUUGUCUUUGGUUUUACAAAGUAGCUUGUAUUUUCAGUAUUUUCUACAUAAUAUGGUAAAAUGUAGAGCAAUUGCCAUGCAUCAAUAAAAUGGGUAAAUUUUCUGAUU